Molecule: messenger RNA, 1232 nt
Organism: Pyrus x bretschneideri (Chinese white pear)
Lineage: Eukaryota; Viridiplantae; Streptophyta; Magnoliopsida; Rosales; Rosaceae
Exons: 1
Coding region: 447-1232 (261 amino acids)
Molecular function (GO): nucleic acid binding; RNA-DNA hybrid ribonuclease activity
Source: RefSeq, a predicted model, not a curated record
AUAGGCAUGGGUGGAAAAUGGAGGAGAUUGCGACUAUGGUGGACCCGGAGGAUUUGGAAUUGGUUCGAACUAUACCGAUUAGUUGAAGUGGGUGUGAGGAUAAACGAAUAUGGCAUUAUACUAAGAAUGCGUUGUAUUUGGUGAGGUCCGGGUACCAUGUUGAGAUGGAGAUGAUGAAAAAUGGCGAGUUUGGGAGGAAGGGGAGCGGGAUGUCAAGUUCACCAGGUGCAUUGUGAGGGAUGUGGAAAAGGAUAUAGACUCUUGCAGUCCCGAAUAAACUCUGGUUUUUUCUUUGGAAGGCUAGUAGAAAAGCUUUGGCGGUGAGGCACAAUUUGGAGCGUCGGCGGAUCCGAGUAGUGAAUUGGUGUGAACUUUGCGGAGCGAGUGAUGAAACUGAGGCUCAUCUCUUCUUUGAUUGUGAGUUUAGCCGUGCAUUUUGGUUUGGGAUGUCGUUGCAAAUUAAUAUGGCAGGUAUGGGGGUCAAUGAUUUUUUGGAGGGUUGGCAGCGAAUCGUGAAGCACUUGGAGAAGGAGGAGGAUGCCGAGUUGAUAUUGCAGCAGAUGGUUUUUGGGCUUUGGCGUAUUUGGAAAUGCAGGAAUGAGGUGGUUUUCCAGGGGGUGUGGAUUCUACCGCAUGUGGCUGUGGAAUUAUGGCAGCGGCAUGUGGAGGAGUUUAGGGAUGCUAUGAUUGAUACGAUGGGGGAUGGAGGGGAUCAAAGGGAUUCUAGGUUGUCUGGGGAAGGGAAAUGUCCAGGGGUGGGGCUCGAGGAGGGUGCGGGGCAAUGGCAGAAACCUUCAUUUGGGGAGCUAAAAUUGAAUUGUGAUGCGGCAUGGAGAAAAGACACGAAGGAGGGAGAGGUAGGGUGGGUGCUUCAGGAUUUUGCUGGGAUCCCAAAGCUUAAGGGAAGGGUAGGAGAGGGGCGGUUUGGGGCUGCGAAUAUGGCAGAGGUGGAGACGAUUAGGCAAGGUUUGGAGACGGUUGUGGGGAGCGAUGUUAUGGAGGCCAGUACUAGAUUGGUGGUGGAAUCGGAUUCCAAGGGAUUGAUUCAGAUACUAAAUAAUGAGAUCACGGUCGAUGUGACUCUUGAGACUUAUCCCCAAGAUAUUUGGAGGAUGGCUAGCUUAUUCCAGUUGGUGAGGUUUUGCUUUACCCCUCGUCAAUGCAAUCGUGCAGCCCACUCGGUAGCAGCAUACGUCAAUAAGCAUGACGGGAGAUUUGGUUGGAAUGGGUAA